This is a messenger RNA of Drosophila guanche, 2781 nucleotides long. RefSeq lists its product as uncharacterized. The record is from RefSeq and is a predicted model, not a curated record. The coding region runs from base 573 to 2732 and encodes 719 amino acids. The transcript is spliced from 9 exons. NCBI's taxonomy places the organism in Eukaryota, Metazoa, Arthropoda, Insecta, Diptera, Drosophilidae.
UUCAAGUGCUAACAGCUAACAUCUCGUCGUCGAGUCAGCCAUCACCAGCAGCAAGCAGCAAGCAGCAGUACCAGCAGCAGUAGCAGUAGCAGACGGAAUCAGCAGCACCGUGAACAAAUAUUUCUUUUUUUUUUUUGGUUCAUCCGCCCGCUCACUACUCCCCCUCUAUCCAAGUGUGUGUCUCUGUGAACUGGCAGUGUGUGUGUAACAACAAAAAUCCACUCCUUGCGGAUGCGGACCGAGCGCGGAUCGGCCGAGUGACAACAAAAAGAAAAGCUACCAGUGUGACAAAAAGAAACACCCAAUAACCUUAAUCCAAACUGUGAAAGUGUCCCUAAAGCAGACACACACACACACACACACACACACAAACACACGCACACACACCUAAAGAAAUAAACACUUGCAAAAGGAUUAAAGCAAAAGUUUAGAAAAUUGUGAAAUAUUUUCGAAAAAAGACACCCACAAAAGUUGCAACGCCAAGCAAUCGCUGAGGAAGACCAAGUCGAAGACUCUCGCAGCGCGCCGAAGAAAACGAAAGAGAAGAAAUCGAAAGCAAGAAAGAAUAAAAGAUGACAGGAUCGACUAGCAGUAGCAGGAGUGCCGCUCGCAGCACACACACAAUGUCCAUGGGUCUGAUGAUGGUCUCGGCCAUGGCCGUGCUUUUGGUGGCGCUGCCGGGCAGUGCCGUGGAGGCUCGCAUGGCCUUUGAGAAGCUGACAGACUUUGACUUUCCGGGCAACACGUACUACAGCGUGAAGAAUCUGUCGCUGUACGAGUGCCAGGGCUGGUGCCGCGAGGAGGCCGACUGCCAGGCGGCUGCCUUUAGCUUUGUCGUCAAUCCGCUGUCCCCGUCGCAGGAGACGCACUGCCAGCUGCAGAACGACUCGUCGGCGGCCAAUCCAUCGGCGGCGCCCCAACGCUCCGCCAACAUGUACUACAUGGUGAAGCUGCAGCUGCGCAGCGAGAAUGUCUGCCACAGGCCAUGGUCGUUCGAGCGGGUGCCCAACAAGGUGAUCCGCGGGCUGGACAAUGCCCUCAUCUACACCAGCACCAAGGAGGCCUGCCUGUCCGCCUGCCUCAACGAGAAGCGCUUCGUGUGCCGCUCCGUGGAGUACGACUACAACAACAUGAAGUGCGUGCUGAGCGACUCGGAUCGUCGCAGCUCCGGGCAGUUUGUGCAGCUGGUGGAUGCCCAGGGCACCGACUACUUUGAGAAUCUCUGCCUGAAGCCGGCGCAGGCCUGCAAGAACACCCGCUCCUUCGCCAAUGCCCAGCGCAUGGGCGUCUCCGAGGAGAAGGUUGCCCAGUAUGUCGGCCUCCACUACUACACGGACAAGGAGCUGCAGGUGACAUCCGAGUCGGCCUGCCGAUUGGCCUGCGAGAUCGAGUCCGAGUUCCUGUGCCGCUCCUUCCUCUACCUGGGACAGCCCCAGGGCGCUCAGUACAACUGCCGGCUGUACCAUCUCGACCACAAGACCCUGCCCGACGGACCCUCCACCUACCUCAACCACGAGCGCCCACUCAUCGACCACGGCGAGCCCAUUGGCCAGUACUUUGAGAACCAGUGCGAGAAGUCCGCCGCCGGCCCCGGCUCACCGCCGGGCACCCUUGACAAGAUCGACACGCUGCCCGUCAGCCUGGACACCAUCGAGGAUCCCAAUCUGACCAAUCUCACCCGCAACGAUGUCAACUGCGACAAGACUGGCACUUGCUACGAUGUUUCUGUACACUGCAAGGACACUCGGAUCGCCGUGCAGGUGCGCACCAAUAAGCCAUUCAAUGGACGCAUCUACGCUUUGGGUCGCUCCGAGACGUGCAACAUCGAUGUGAUCAACUCGGACGCCUUCCGCCUCGAUCUGACCAUGAUCGGACAGGACUGCAACACUCAGAGCGUGACUGGCGUCUACUCGAACACUGUGGUGCUGCAGCAUCAUAGCGUGGUGAUGACCAAGGCGGAUAAGAUCUACAAGGUGAAGUGCACAUAUGACAUGAGCUCGAAGAACAUUACGUUCGGCAUGAUGCCCAUCCGUGAUCCGGACAUGAUUCACAUCAACUCGUCGCCGGAGGCGCCACCACCAAGGAUUCGCAUUUUGGAUACGCGCCAGCGCGAGGUGGAGACGGUGCGCAUUGGCGAUCGCCUCAACUUCCGCAUCGAGAUACCCGAAGACACUCCUUACGGCAUCUUUGCACGCUCGUGUGUGGCCAUGGCCAAGGAUGCGCGCACCAGCUUCAAGAUCAUUGAUGACGAUGGCUGCCCCACGGAUCCGACCAUCUUCCCGGGCUUCACCGCCGACGGCAAUGCCCUGCAAUCGACCUACGAAGCUUUCCGCUUCACCGAGAGCUACGGCGUCAUCUUCCAGUGCAAUGUCAAGUACUGCCUCGGCCCCUGUGAGCCGGCUGUCUGUGAAUGGAACAUGGAGUCAUUCGAGUCGCUAGGCAGAAGGCGUCGUCGCUCGAUCGAUAGCAAUGACUCGAAGAACACCACCAUGAACAUCUCGCAGGAGAUUCUGGUCCUGGACUUUGGCGAUGAGAAGCGCGAAUUCUUCAAGGCAGAUCCCAGCACAGACUUUGCCAAAGACAAGACUGUGACCAUCAUCGAACCCUGCCCCACGAAGACGUCGGUGCUGGCGCUGGCUGUGACCUGUGCGCUGAUGAUUCUCCUGUACAUCUCCACCCUGUUCUGCUACUACAUGAAGAAGUGGAUGCAGCCCCACAAGAUCGUAGCAUAAGUCCGACAGAGAGAGAAAAAGAGAGUGUGCGAAGGAAAGGAAGGGAAAA